Molecule: messenger RNA, 1174 nt
Organism: Aegilops tauschii subsp. strangulata
Lineage: Eukaryota; Viridiplantae; Streptophyta; Magnoliopsida; Poales; Poaceae
Product: tau-cadinol synthase-like
Biological process (GO): terpenoid biosynthetic process
Molecular function (GO): terpene synthase activity; magnesium ion binding
Source: RefSeq, a predicted model, not a curated record
CAACUAUUUUUGGUUUUGGCGACAUUUUCUUUACCUAGCUAACCCUUGUCCCUUUUGGUUAAUUAAAAAUGUUCAAUGCUUGCAUUGCAAAAAUCCAAGCAGUGGAUGACGCUUAGGGCAAAAAAACUGAAGGAAGACAUAUGUAUGUUGUUUAAAACCAGCAAUGACACAGUGGUAAAAAUGUCCUUAGUGGAUACACUACAACAUCUCGGAAUCGAUCACCACUUUGAAGACCAGAUUGACACCGCUAUGAGGCAAAUCCUGAAGAGUGAAUUUAGUAAUUACAACCUCUAUGAAGUUGCCCUUCGGUUUCGCUUGCUGAGGGAACAUGGACACUGGGUAUCUCCAGAUGUUUUCAAUCGAUUCAAAAGUGAAGAUGGAAGCUUCAUCAAGGAUAUAACAAAUGAACCCAGGACACUAUUAUGUCUAUACAAUGCAUCUCAUCUUCUAAUUCAUGGUGAGCCAGCACUCGAAGAAGCCAUAGCUUUUGCAAGGCAUCAUCUUGAAUCAUGUAGUGGUACUUUAAAGACCCCACUAGCUCAACAAGUCCAACGUGCCCUUCACAUACCAAUGCCAAGGACAAAUAAGAGGGUGGAAAUGCUACAUUAUAUCCAAGAGUACGAACAAGAGGAGCAUAACCCGAUGCUACUGGAGCUUGCCAAAUUGGAUUUCAACCUUCAGCAAAAUGUCCACUCGAAGGAGCUCAAAGUUAUUACCAGGUGGUGGAAACAUUUUUUCGGAUAUAUCGAGCUAAGCUUUAUCCGCGAUCGUGUGGUGGAGGGUUAUACAUGGGCCUCCAUGUUGUACUAUGAUACAAAAUUUGAGCUCCCUCGAAGUAUGAUCACAAAGAUGAUUGUACUAAUUACCACAUUAGAUGACAUAUAUGAUAACCAUGCCACCCUAGAGGACAGUUGGAAGCUACAUGAAGCAAUACAAAGAUGGGAUAAGAGCGCCGCUUUUCUCCUGCCGGAGUACUUGAAGAAGUUCUAUAUGGAGAUGCUGAGGACAUUUGACAAUAUUGAGGCUGAAAUGCCAACCAAUACGAACUACGAUAUAGCACACCUGAAAAAAGCGGUAAGUUCAUGUACCCUUUUCUGUCUUGUAAAAAAAAACAUAUAACUUAGUGAGGCGUUUUGGCUCCCAGGAUCAUCUGCACCUGCGCUCAAUAAAAAAA